AUGUUUGACAGAGAGAGAUCAGAGACACCUGAAGUUAUUUAUAACAAUGUAGAUACUGUAGGACGUCUUGAUCUGAGGGUCACAGAAAAACAGCAGCCACUUCGACACACAGGAAGUGUCUCAGUGAAGAACAGAACACACAGAGCAGCUGAAGUGUGUUUGUGUCUGCUGUGUUUUCUUCUGCUGACUGCUGUAAUAGUGCUGUGUGUGUGUUUCACCUCCGAGAGAAAGCAGUUAUUAACUCACAUCAGUAACCUGACUGAGGAAAGAGAGCAUAUUCUCACCAAAUAUGAGCAGGUACUGAACCACAGCAAUAAUCUGACUGAAGAAAGAGUGCAGUUAAGGAAUGACAAGAACCGACUGCAUAGUUGGCUUUAUGAACAAGAUCAGCAAGGGGAACCCUACCAAUGGAUUUACUACAACUUCAGUUUUUAUUAUAUUUCAUCUGAGAAGAAGAGCUGGAGUGACAGCAGCAGAGACUGUCAACAGAGAGGAGCAGAUCUGGUGAUCAUAAACAAAGACGGGGAAGAGUUUUUGCAGAAGGUUGUUGAGAACAAUUAUUUUUGGAUUGGUCUGAUAAACACAGAGAGUGGGUGGGAAUGGAGUGAUGGCACCAUAACGCCAAAUGGGUAA
This is a messenger RNA of Sinocyclocheilus rhinocerous, 633 nucleotides long. RefSeq names its product C-type lectin domain family 12 member B-like. The transcript is spliced from 4 exons. NCBI's taxonomy places the organism in Eukaryota, Metazoa, Chordata, Actinopteri, Cypriniformes, Cyprinidae. The record is from RefSeq and is a predicted model, not a curated record. The coding region runs from base 1 to 633 and encodes 210 amino acids.